UCUCUCUCUUCCUUAAUAUCAACCCAUCCAAUAAAGAACACGGAUAGCAAAUUCCAUUCUUUUUUAACAUCCCCUUCCCCUCCCCCGCUUCUCCUCCCCCUUCCUCGCAACAUAUACCACGCACCUCACCAUCUUUCGGUGUUCCCUUCCUCUUUUUCUCUCUCUCCGAAACAGACAAACCCCCAAGCAGCGGCAGUGAGGAAAAAGAAAGGAAGGGAAGCUCCGUUUAAAAGCAGAUCAAAGCGCCGGAGAUCAGGAAGGCGAGGAGAACCGGGAGGCGGCGCGCGCAGAGAUAGCGGAGGAGAUCGUGCGCGCGCGCGGCAGGCUCUGUCAGGGUAAAGAAGGAAAGGAAAGGAUAUGGCCUCGUCUUCGGCGUCGUCGGUGCCGGCGCCCGGGGCGGUGAUCACGCUGGCGGCGGCGGCGGCGGCUGCGAACGGCGCCGGGGGCGUGUGCGGCACGGGGUCGCCGUGCGCGGCGUGCAAGUUCCUGCGGCGCAAGUGCCAGCCGGACUGCGUGUUCGCGCCCUACUUCCCGCCGGACAACCCGCAGAAGUUCGUGCAGGUGCACCGCGUGUUCGGCGCCAGCAACGUGACCAAGCUCCUGAACGAGCUCCACCCUUACCAGCGCGAGGACGCCGUGAACUCGCUCGCCUACGAGGCCGACAUGCGCCUCCGCGACCCCGUCUACGGCUGCGUCGCCGUCAUCUCCAUCCUCCAGCGCAACCUCCGCCAGCUCCAGCAGGACCUCGCCCGCGCCAAGUUCGAGCUCUCCAGAUACCAGUCUGCGGCGGGGCAGAACGGGCAGCAGGCGGCGAUGGCGGAGUUCAUAGGCAGCGCGGUGCCGAACGGCUUCAUCAACGUGGGGCACUCGGCGGCGCUCGGAGGAUUCGGGCAAGAUCAGCAGUUUUCGGCCGUGCAGAUGCUGUCCAGGAGCUACGCCGAGGGGGAGCCCAUCGCGAGGCUGGGGCUCAACGGAGGAUACGAGUUCGGGUACUCGGCGGGGAUUGCCGGGGCCGGGUCGGUCUCGGGAGGCCUUGGCAUGCUUGGCGGCUCGCCCUUCUUGAAGCCCGGCAUCGCCGGCACCGACGACAGGGCCGGGGCCGGGCAGUAGCUGCAAGGUCACUCUCUGUCAGGUUGCUGAGAGAGCCCGGAACACCCAAAAAGAGUCACCAAUCAAGUUGUGCUGAGAAGACUGAAGUGGUGAAACGUCCUGAAUUAAUGUCCAUCGUCUUGGGAGUGUUAAUUGAUUGUGUUUAGUCUGUUUUGCGUGAAGGAUUAAUGCAUGUGUUUAGUCUGCUUUAAUUUGCUUCACCCUUUAAUUAGUUCCAUCUACAAUAUAUGCGUGUCUGGUUGUUGACGUGCUUCUGCAUGCAUGUUAGUCCUUGACUCCUGUCACUCUGAUCGGACUUAAUUCUCUCUUAAUUCUUAUAUACCACUACUACGUACAA
This is a messenger RNA of Brachypodium distachyon (stiff brome), 1447 nucleotides long. RefSeq names its product LOB domain-containing protein 6. Bases 358 to 1110 code for a protein of 250 amino acids. The transcript is spliced from 4 exons. Lineage: Eukaryota; Viridiplantae; Streptophyta; Magnoliopsida; Poales; Poaceae. The record is from RefSeq and is a predicted model, not a curated record.